GUUAUGUUCUAUGCUUGUUUUCGAUUUUGUUGAAUUCGUUUUGCAAUUUUUUCUCGUUUUCGUUUGCAUCUUGUGCUUGGCGUCAGGGUGUUUUUUAUAUUGAAAGUUAGUACUUAUCCAAUUACUAUUGAUAAUUUCUAAGCUUUUGUUGUAUGUAAUGAGUAGUAGAGAGGGAAGUGGUUCACCUGGAGUACCAGGAGAAGGCAAUAUGAACGACCACGAUCGGCGAGAAGAAUCCCCAAGAAACCACAAGGGCAAAAGCUAUUCUAGAAGUGCAAGCCGUUCCAGGAAAGUAUACAGAGAUGGUGAUAGGGAAAGGCGUAGAGGAGGUGAUCGUGAGGAAAGAGAAAAAAGAUCUCGCAGCCGGUCGCGCUCCCGCCGCAACAAAUCCUCGAAACGCUCACGCAGUCGUUCGCGCUCGGGCGGCUACGGUCGCGGCCGGUCGUACUCGCACAGCCCGAUGUCGAGCCGAAAGCGGCACCUCGGCACCCGAGACAACCCGAAGCCGUCGCGGUGCAUCGGCAUCUUCGGCCUCAGCGUGUACACCACCGAGGACGAGCUGUACCAUCUGAUGUCGAAGUACGGGCCGCUGGAGCGGGUCCAAGUGGUCAUCGAUGCCAAGACUGGAAGGUCUAGAGGUUUUGCGUUUGUAUAUUUCGAAAGUUCUGAGGAUGCGAAAGUAGCAAAAGACCAAUGCACAGGAAUGAAAAUCAAUGGGAAAAGCAUAAGAGUUGAUUUUUCUAUCACAGAGAGACCCCACACACCGACUCCUGGUAUCUACAUGGGAAAACCCACAUACAAAUAUGAAAGGGAAAGAGACAGAUAUGACAGGCGCAGGGGAGAUAGAGAUGAUUAUUACUACGAGGGAGGUCGUUCCUCUCGCCGCCGUCGAUCACCUUCCCCGUAUUACGGCAGCAGCAGCCGAAGGAGACGCUAUUCCAGAUCGAGAAGUUAUUCGCCACGUCGGUACUAAACUUCUUGGACGGACUUCAUUUAUAAUGAGGAGAUCUUAAGAUUUAUCAAUUUUUGAGUUUAUUCCAGCAUUCACCAAUGUGUUUUUGAAGAGAGCAUAAACUCGUUAUUUUGUACCAUUAGACGCGUUACUUUGUUUGAUGUCAUGAAUAUGGCAUAUGUUUGAAUUUUUAUUGUAACAAUUUCACCAAAUGAUUGAUCCAAUAUGAAUAUUUUAGGUUAUUAAUUUCGAUGGUGUGUCAUUACUUUAGCAUUAAAUAAAUGUACAAUAUGAAACUAAUA
Molecule: messenger RNA, 1254 nt
Organism: Phaedon cochleariae (mustard beetle)
Lineage: Eukaryota; Metazoa; Arthropoda; Insecta; Coleoptera; Chrysomelidae
Source: the annotation of a GenBank genome assembly